CACUCAACUUUGAAAAUUCUAUUUUCAUUAUUAGAAGAAUAGAAAAUACGGGUCCCACCCCCAUGAUUACCAUUGUUGGAGACGAUCUCUCCAAGAAUCGUUCAAUCUUAAGAAACUUCGUCUGGGAAAUAGUCAAUCAUAUGUUCCAUUUUCUGUCCUGACGGGUCACAACAUGCCGGAAAUUAGUUAAGAAAUCAUCACCCGAAUUUGCAGAGAGUUGUGGAAAAGAUGAAGGACCCUUCUGUUGCACGACUUCUGUUCUUCCUCAUCAAUCUUCAUCUCUCAGUUUCACUUGGCCAGCGCCAGGUGUACAUCGUUCACAUUGGAUAUCAGAGUGCAGGAAGAACACUGGUUGAGAUUGAAGACGAUCAUUUCUCGUACUUAACAUCUGUUAAGAACUCGGAAGAGGAAGCAAAAGCUUCACUUCUGUACAGUUACAAGAACAUCAUCAAUGGCUUCUCUGCACUGCUCACUCCUGAUGAAGCUGAGAAGUUAUCCG
This is a messenger RNA of Sesamum indicum (sesame), 499 nucleotides long. The record is from RefSeq and is a predicted model, not a curated record. Lineage: Eukaryota; Viridiplantae; Streptophyta; Magnoliopsida; Lamiales; Pedaliaceae.